AUGACGAAUAACAACGACAAUAACCGACGCGACCACAACCGACCCGAAGACAAUCCGUUCAUCGCAUUCCGCCGCUUCGCCGAUUCCCAAGUCUCAUCGCUUCUCAACACCGUCUUUACGCUUCCCGCCACCAUCGCGAACUAUAACAACGCGCAUUACGCACGUGAGCAAUGUCUCUUUGGCAAAGCCGACGAACGGCAAUGUGCCAAGCUUCGCGAUAUUGAAGCUGACAUUGCCGAGCUGCGAAAUGAAGGUCGAGAGUUGUUCAGAGUUGGCGACGUCCAGGCUGUGUUGCGCAAUAGCGAAGCGCUAAUGAAGCUUGAUCGCAGAGCUGAUGACACAAGAAGAGAGAUACUUGGCGAUGCAGCAAAGAGUGACGAGCAGCAGAUCACGCGACGUACCGAUGCUGGCCUGGUUGAAAGGGUGGCCAACGAGAAGGGUCAGGAGUGGGGAUGGUCGUGGGAUUGGGGAUUUCCCCGACCUUUUGACCACAAUAGCAAGGAAUCACUGGCAGACUCCGAGGAAGAAAGGGCGAGGGACUGGAUGCAGUUGGAAACAUUGCUACGGAUGCAGUCAGAGGCCAGAAGACUGGCCGAGGAGUUCGAUGACAAGGCCUGGGACGACCCUGUGGUGGACGUUGCGAAGUUCAACAACUAUAAGGAGUCUCAUACAGAUGACAGCAAGCCUCGCGUAUGGACUUGGUCCAAAUCUUGGCAGUGGCCGCUGCCAGCAGACGCAUCGCAGAUCCAUGACGCUGCCUACUCUCCGCGCGCACUCGAGCAGAACCGGGAGAUGAACAAGGCCGGUGUGCCUUGGCAAGCGGCAUACGAAGAUCUCCUACGAGCCGAACAGGCCGAAACCCCACAAUGCAUGAGGGGUGACGAGCGAAGGGCUUGGGGAAGGAGAAAGAUACCAAUCACGCAACAACAGCUCGAAGAGACCAUUCAGGAGAAACCAGAGCCCAGUUGUCCUAGCGGCAUGGACUCUGAUACGUGCGAUGACUACUGGAUCCAUGGCAAGAUCCCGAUCACGCAACGCCAGUUGGAAGAGACUAUGGAUCGCGAUGAGGAGCCAAACUGCCCUCGUCUUGCGACGUUCGACGAGCCGAGCUACGAGUACAGUCAUGAUCACGAAGACCAGCACGACGAUCCACCCACGCCGACGCAAGACCGGUUCCCUUAUGCCGACACUGUUAGACGUAACGCAUAUAAUACUAUUUUAGACGCAGCACAUGAGAGGGAUGAGGAAUCGGAAACUGAGAUGGAUGCGUACGAACAUAUGGACGCUGUAUCGCGAGGCUCGCCCUCAGCACCCAGACCUACUUCGGUAUCGUCUGCGGUCGCUGAGCGGACGAAAGAGGCGAAGCCUUCGAUCCUCUCUACGCUUACGACAACUGAACGUACCGUCGCAUCUGAUGGCUCGAUAACGACCAAGGUGGUACUGAAGAAGCGCUUCGCUGAUGGGCGGGAAGAAAGCUCAGAGACUGUGCAUACCCAGCGCGGCCAAGAAACCGAUGCACAGCGGCGUGAUCCUUGGAGGGCAUCUCACAAUCCGCAACCAACAUCAAGCGAAACGGAAAGCAAGGAAGCGAAGAAGAGAAGUGGUUGGUUCUGGUCCAGCUAG
This is a messenger RNA of Alternaria atra, 1623 nucleotides long. RefSeq lists its product as uncharacterized. Lineage: Eukaryota; Fungi; Ascomycota; Dothideomycetes; Pleosporales; Pleosporaceae. The record is from RefSeq and is a predicted model, not a curated record. Bases 1 to 1623 code for a protein of 540 amino acids. The transcript has a single exon.